Molecule: messenger RNA, 3228 nt
Organism: Schistocerca piceifrons (Central American locust)
Lineage: Eukaryota; Metazoa; Arthropoda; Insecta; Orthoptera; Acrididae
Exons: 3
Coding region: 1-3228 (1075 amino acids)
Source: RefSeq, a predicted model, not a curated record
AUGGUGACAACAGGAGAGAUCCUACUGUGCGACAUAAUGCAGCAAUUACUAUACCGUAAACCAUUCGGCAGCUUGUGCAACAGGCUCUGCUCUGCUGCAGAUGGGUUGGAGGAGAUGCUGGACGGCGUGCUGUCCUUGUUACGGCCGAAGGAAUACGAUGCAGGGGCAUCGACGGCUGGUCGAGUUGGAGCAGGUCACCAAAGCUCAGAAGAAUGGCAUGAUAAGCCCUCUGAUGAGGAGUUACAAAGAGAUGCUCUACCACCAGCAGACUCACUUCAAAGUGUUUCAGAAUGGCCAGAUGAGCCCUCUAAUAAGCAGUUAGAUAGAGAUGCUGAACCACCAGCAGCCUCAGUUCAAUGUGCUGUAGAAUGGCAUGAUAAGCCCUCUGAUGAGGAGUUACAAAGAGAUGCUCUACCACCAGCAGACUCACUUCAAAGUGUUUCAGAAUGGCCAGAUGAGCCCUCUAAUAAGCAGUUAGAUAGAGAUGCUGAACCACCAGCAGCCUCAGUUCAAUGUGCUGUAGAAUGGCAUGAUAAGCCCUCUGAUGAGGAGUUACAAAGAGAUGCUCUACCACCAGCAGACUCACUUCAAAGUGUUUCAGAAUGGCCAGAUGAGCCCUCUAAUAAGCAGUUAGAUAGAGAUGCUGAACCACCAGCAGCCUCAGUUCAAUGUGCUGUAGAAUGGCAUGAUAAGCCCUCUGAUGAGGAGUUACAAAGAGAUGCUCUACCACCAGCAGACUCACUUCAAAGUGUUUCAGAAUGGCCAGAUGAGCCCUCUAAUAAGCAGUUAGAUAGAGAUGCUGAACCACCAGCAGCCUCAGUUCAAUGUGCUGUAGAAUGGCAUGAUAAGCCCUCUGAUGAGGAGUUACAAAGAGAUGCUCUACCACCAGCAGACUCACUUCAAAGUGUUUCAGAAUGGCCAGAUGAGCCCUCUAAUAAGCAGUUAGAUAGAGAUGCUGAACCACCAGCAGCCUCAGUUCAAUGUGCUGUAGAAUGGCAUGAUAAGCCCUCUGAUGAGGAGUUACAAAGAGAUGCUCUACCACCAGCAGACUCACUUCAAAGUGUUUCAGAAUGGCCAGAUGAGCCCUCUAAUAAGCAGUUAGAUAGAGAUGCUGAACCACCAGCAGCCUCAGUUCAAUGUGCUGUAGAAUGGCAUGAUAAGCCCUCUGAUGAGGAGUUACAAAGAGAUGCUCUACCACCAGCAGACUCACUUCAAAGUGUUUCAGAAUGGCCAGAUGAGCCCUCUAAUAAGCAGUUAGAUAGAGAUGCUGAACCACCAGCAGCCUCAGUUCAAUGUGCUGUAGAAUGGCAUGAUAAGCCCUCUGAUGAGGAGUUACAAAGAGAUGCUCUACCACCAGCAGACUCACUUCAAAGUGUUUCAGAAUGGCCAGAUGAGCCCUCUAAUAAGCAGUUAGAUAGAGAUGCUGAACCACCAGCAGCCUCAGUUCAAUGUGCUGUAGAAUGGCAUGAUAAGCCCUCUGAUGAGGAGUUACAAAGAGAUGCUCUACCACCAGCAGACUCACUUCAAAGUGUUUCAGAAUGGCCAGAUGAGCCCUCUAAUAAGCAGUUAGAUAGAGAUGCUGAACCACCAGCAGCCUCAGUUCAAUGUGCUGUAGAAUGGCAUGAUAAGCCCUCUGAUGAGGAGUUACAAAGAGAUGCUCUACCACCAGCAGACUCACUUCAAAGUGUUUCAGAAUGGCCAGAUGAGCCCUCUAAUAAGCAGUUAGAUAGAGAUGCUGAACCACCAGCAGCCUCAGUUCAAUGUGCUGUAGAAUGGCAUGAUAAGCCCUCUGAUGAGGAGUUACAAAGAGAUGCUCUACCACCAGCAGACUCACUUCAAAGUGUUUCAGAAUGGCCAGAUGAGCCCUCUAAUAAGCAGUUAGAUAGAGAUGCUGAACCACCAGCAGCCUCAGUUCAAUGUGCUGUAGAAUGGCAUGAUAAGCCCUCUGAUGAGGAGUUACAAAGAGAUGCUCUACCACCAGCAGACUCACUUCAAAGUGUUUCAGAAUGGCCAGAUGAGCCCUCUAAUAAGCAGUUAGAUAGAGAUGCUGAACCACCAGCAGCCUCAGUUCAAUGUGCUGUAGAAUGGCAUGAUAAGCCCUCUGAUGAGGAGUUACAAAGAGAUGCUCUACCACCAGCAGACUCACUUCAAAGUGUUUCAGAAUGGCCAGAUGAGCCCUCUAAUAAGCAGUUAGAUAGAGAUGCUGAACCACCAGCAGCCUCAGUUCAAUGUGCUGUAGAAUGGCAUGAUAAGCCCUCUGAUGAGGAGUUACAAAGAGAUGCUCUACCACCAGCAGACUCACUUCAAAGUGUUUCAGAAUGGCCAGAUGAGCCCUCUAAUAAGCAGUUAGAUAGAGAUGCUGAACCACCAGCAGCCUCAGUUCAAUGUGCUGUAGAAUGGCAUGAUAAGCCCUCUGAUGAGGAGUUACAAAGAGAUGCUCUACCACCAGCAGACUCACUUCAAAGUGUUUCAGAAUGGCCAGAUGAGCCCUCUAAUAAGCAGUUAGAUAGAGAUGCUGAACCACCAGCAGCCUCAGUUCAAUGUGCUGUAGAAUGGCAUGAUAAGCCCUCUGAUGAGGAGUUACAAAGAGAUGCUCUACCACCAGCAGACUCACUUCAAAGUGUUUCAGAAUGGCCAGAUGAGCCCUCUAAUAAGCAGUUAGAUAGAGAUGCUGAACCACCAGCAGCCUCAGCCCAAUGUGCUGCAGGAUGGCAUGAUAAGCCCUCUGAUGAGGAGUUAGAGGGAGAUGCUGAACCACCAGCACACUCAGUUCGAAGUGUUGCAGAAUGGCAAGAUGAGUCCUCUAAUAAGCAGUUGGAGAGUGAUGCUGAACCACCAGCAGGCUCAGUUGAAUGGGCUGCAGAAGGGCAUGAUAAGCUCUCUGAUGAGGAGUUAAAAAGAAAUGCUGAACCACCAGCAGACUCAGUUCAAAGUGUUGCAGAAUGGCAACAUGAGCCCUCUAAUAAUGACUUGGAGAGAGAUGCUGAACCGCCAGCGGACUCAGUUCAAAGUGCUGCAGAAUGGCAAGAUGUGCUCUCUAACAAGCAGCAAGAUGAGCCCUCUGAUAAUGAGUUGGAGAGAGAUGCUGAACCACCAGCAGACUCAAUUCAAUGUGCUGCAGAAUGGCAUGAUAAGCCAUCUGCUGUGGAGUUAGAGAUGCUGAACCACCAGCAGCCUCAGUUCAAUGUGCUGCAAGAAUGGCAUGAUAAGCUCUUUGAUGAGGAGUAG